Molecule: messenger RNA, 903 nt
Organism: Camelina sativa (false flax)
Lineage: Eukaryota; Viridiplantae; Streptophyta; Magnoliopsida; Brassicales; Brassicaceae
Source: RefSeq, a predicted model, not a curated record
AUGCUUGCCAAAGAGUUCACCGAAGAUGAACAAUCAAUCCAUCACGAUGUGUACCUAGAAACCGACGACGAGGCUGAUGGUCGUGAAGAUGGUCAAGUGAGAAUGCGAACACCCAUUCUUCAUGGUGAUGGGAUAAUGUAUAAAGACCAAAAAUUCCACAAUGGAAUCUCGUUCAAGGAGUGUGUCACCGACUAUGCACUACUAACAAGUUCCAAUCUGAAGCAAUACAUGUAUGAUAGAGAUGCAAUCGAGUUUAAAUGUAUUGGUGCUAAGGGAAAAUGUGGGUGGCAAGUGUAUGCUGCAUCUCUCGGUGAUGAUCCUUUCUGGAGGAUUACGGUGUACAAGGAUAAACAUAUAUGUAUCCCUAAUGAAGAGUGUGCAAUGUUUUCGGUCCCAGUGAUAGCUAGGAUUUUUCUUGAUAAGAUUAGGGAAGAACCAGAGUAUUACAUGCUUGCCAAGAUGGAAAAGAUUAUAAUGGAGAAGUGGAAGAUAUCAGUUACAAGGCCUCAAUGUCAAGCUGCUAGGAGAAAGGCAUUGGGAUGGAUCUCGUCGGACUAUGAUACUCAGUUUGCACGUCUCCGAGAUUAUGGUGCCGAGAUUAUGGAAUCAAAUCCAGGAUCUGUUGUGGAUAUUGCUACCAUGAAGAAUGAUGCUGGUGAGGAUGUCUUUAACCUGUUUUAUGUCUGUUUUGAUGUUCUUAGAAAAACAUGGAAAGCUAGUUGUAGGCCACUAAUAGGAGUUGAUGGGUAUUUCUUAAAAGAAAAGAUUAAAGGGCAGUUAUUAGCGACAUUAGGCAGAGAUGCAGACAAUACUAUUUAUCCAAUAGCAUGGAGCGUUGUUCAAGUCGAGAACACAGAUAAUUGGCAAUGGUUUGUGAAUAGGUUGAAGAUUGAUCUAGACUAA